AUGAUGGAAUUUAUGCUUUUAUUUUCCCGUCAAAGUAAACUUAGAUUACAAAAAUGGUAUAAACCAUAUCCUGAAAAGGAGAAAAAAAAAAUAACAAGAGAAUUGAUAGCUCAAAUAUUGGCACGUAAACCUAAAAUGUGUGCUUUUCUUGAAUAUAAACAUUUAAAAAUUGUUUAUAAAAGAUAUGCUUCUCUUUAUUUUUGUUGUGGUAUUGAGCAAACUGACAAUGAGUUAAUGUGUCUAGAAAUAAUACAUCGUUAUGUAGAACUUUUAGAUAAAUAUUUUGGUUCUGCUUAUUUUAUGUUGGAUGAGUUUAUAUUGGCAGGAGAGGUUCAGGAGACUAGUAAGAAACAAGUAUUACAAAGUAUUAAUAGUCAAGACAUGAUUCAAGAAGAAGAAACUCCACAAGGAAUUUUUGAAGAAAAUGGCCUUGGUUAA
Molecule: messenger RNA, 438 nt
Organism: Strongyloides ratti
Lineage: Eukaryota; Metazoa; Nematoda; Chromadorea; Rhabditida; Strongyloididae
Product: AP-1sigma
Exons: 4
Coding region: 1-438 (145 amino acids)
Biological process (GO): intracellular protein transport; vesicle-mediated transport
Cellular component (GO): intracellular membrane-bounded organelle; membrane coat
Source: RefSeq, a predicted model, not a curated record